Molecule: messenger RNA, 1647 nt
Organism: Stegostoma tigrinum
Lineage: Eukaryota; Metazoa; Chordata; Chondrichthyes; Orectolobiformes; Stegostomatidae
Product: coiled-coil domain-containing protein 112-like
Exons: 10
Coding region: 67-1554 (495 amino acids)
Source: RefSeq, a predicted model, not a curated record
UGCGCACACCAGGGCUCCCGGUGUGUCGUUCAGCGGCUGCGCACACUCAACGUUUUAUUAACGAAGAUGGCAACCAUAGUAACAGGGAUGGAGGCUGGCGAUUGCGGUCGGAAGCCGGACUUAGUGUCGAGGCAGCGGUUGCAGGUUCCCAUUCCCGGGCGCAGGGAGUCGGGCGGGAAGGCCGCCUUCAGCCGGGAGCUCCGCAAACUGUGGCUCCAAAUAGCUAAUUUAGAAAAGGACAAAAAUGCUAAUCUUUUCAACAAAAGGAAUGAGUUUAGAGCUGAAUACAGCAUUCUUGAAGAAUUGGAGCUGAAACUAACAAACAACAGGAAAACAGAAAGUAUGAAGGUUCAACAGCAACUUGCAAAAUUACGUCACAAUGUGAAGAGAUUCCAGAGCCAGCUUAUGGAUGUUAAGCCCACUCCAGAAUUUGUAGAAAAGUUGAAAGAAAUCAUGGAAGAGGUAGAAAAUGCAAUCACUACCUUUAAAGAAGAACAAAGGCAGAUGUAUGAAGAACUCCUGAAGGAGGAAAAAACUACUACUCAGGAAAUUUUGGCUGUGGAAAAAAAAAUAGAAGUAUGGGCCCAGAUUCCAACAGAAGCAGUGAUACGCAAGCCCAUUGUAGCAAAAGGAGUAUCCACUAACUCUGGUCCAGAGAAUGUGUUAGUUGAAAUUACGGAAUUUGAUAAGUUCCUUCAGCAGACUGGAUGCCAAGGUGGUUGGGAUGAUUUUGAUCAUCAGGACUUUCUCAAAGUCUGGACAAAACACAAAGGAAAAGCAUCAUUUAUUGAGGAAGCUCUGCAACAUUUGAUUGGGAGGACCCGUGAGGAUAUAAUGCAACAUGUGCAAUGGUAUCAAGAGUUUCUCUUCCUAGAAGAGAGGCAGAAGGAGGCUAUUCAGAAAUGGAAAACAAAGAAGCAACAUGAGAAAAUGGAGCUCCUGAGGAUGCAAGCAGAAGCAGAAGAGAAGACUGAUGCAGAACACCUAGCAAGAGAAAAAGCAAAACAGCUUAGGCUUGAGAAGGAAAGAAAAGAGCGAGAAGCUCAGUUGCAGUUGUGGAAAAAACAGAAAGAACUGGAACUUGCUCUUGAGAAAGAACGACAAAUGAAAGAAGAGGCAGAGAAAAUGAAAAGACAAAGGAAAGAAAAUCAAAAACGACUUGAAAUUAAAAGAAUGCUCAAAGAUUCUGCUGAACAAAAGAAGGAGAAAGAAGAGUUUCUACGAUUGGAAGCACAAAUGAGAGAGGAAGCUGAAAGAGAAGAAAGGCAGUGGCUUGUGGCAAGAGAAAUCUCCAGAUUUCAAAAGCGGGAUUUUCAAAAGUUGGAAAGCAAGUUAGCAGAAAAACGAAUGAAGCAAGAGCAGGAGGAUGAGCGAGAGAAGAGAUUGGCCAAGCUUAAAGAGAAGAUUGAUGCUCAGAUACAACGAGAUCCAUCAAGACUACUAAAACCCACCAAAGGUUGGGAGGAACACACAAAAGAGAUGGGACCGAAUAGUGGUGGUCCUAUGCUGUUUCUUCCCCAUCGGGCUAUUCCAUCUUGGAGGCAAGGGAUAUAACAAUAUUAUUCCAUGAAUAUUGAAGAAUUGUACUGAUUAGUUGAAGUGUAUAUUGUCUAUUAUUAAAUAAAUUAUGACAAACUUUAAAAAUAA